This is a messenger RNA of Calypte anna (Anna's hummingbird), 3376 nucleotides long. RefSeq names its product netrin 4 (gene NTN4). Gene Ontology annotation, molecular function: protein binding. Gene Ontology annotation, cellular component: laminin trimer. The record is from RefSeq and is a predicted model, not a curated record. NCBI's taxonomy places the organism in Eukaryota, Metazoa, Chordata, Aves, Apodiformes, Trochilidae. The coding region runs from base 69 to 1853 and encodes 594 amino acids. Gene Ontology annotation, biological process: basement membrane assembly; cell migration; substrate adhesion-dependent cell spreading. The transcript has 10 exons.
CUGCUGCUGCAGGUUUGGUCGGCGCGGCAGGAGCGGGCAGCCCCUGCGAGAAGGCCUGCAACCCCCGGAUGGGCAACCUGGCCCAUGGGCGGGCGCUGCGGACGGAGACGGCUUGCGGCCGCCACGCCACCGAGCCCUUCUGCGCCUACGCCGAGGACACCCAGCGCCGCUGCAAGCGUCCCACCUGCGGCAGGUGCAGCGGGGCCCACGCGGGGCUGGCCCACCCUCCCGCCGCCAUGGCCGAUUCCCCCUUCCGCCUGCCCCGCACCUGGUGGCAGGCGGCCCGGGAUGCCCCUCGCGAGACCAUCCAGCUGGACCUGGAAGCCACCUUCUACUUCACUCACUUGAUCCUGGUCUUCAAGUCGCCCAGGCCAGCUGCCAUGGUGCUGGAGCGCUCCCGGGAUUUCGGCGAGACGUGGGAGCCUUACAAAUAUUUUGCUGCUAACUGCUCGGCCACCUUCGGGCUGGAGGAUGAUGUGAGGCAGAGAGGAGCCAUUUGCACUUCCAGAUAUUCGAGUCCCUUCCCUUGCACCGGAGGAGAGGUGAUAUACCGAGCCCUGUCACCACCCUACACCGCAGAGGACCCCUACAGUGCGGAAGCCCAAGCGCAGCUGAAGAUCACCAACCUGCGGGUGCGGCUGCUGGAGCGGCAAGGGUGCCCCUGCCUCCUUCCCAGCCCAGCCCACCAGCCCCGGCAGCCCCCACCAGCCCUGCACUAUGCCAUUUAUGAUUUCAUCGUGAAGGGCAGCUGCUUCUGCAAUGGCCACGCUGACCACUGCCUCCCCGUUGCCGGAUUCAAGCCUGUCAAGGCGGCUGGUGUUUUCCACGUGGUCCAUGGGAAAUGCAUGUGCAAGCACAACACAGCAGGGUCCCACUGCCAGCAAUGUGCCCCACUCUACAAUGACCAGCCUUGGCAGGCUGCUGAUGGCAAAACUGGAGCCCCCAGAGAGUGUCAGUCGUGCAAGUGUAAUGGGCAUGCUGACACUUGUCAUUUUGACAUGGAUGCAUGGCUGGCAUCAGGCAAUCGCAGCGGUGGCGUCUGUGACAACUGCCAGCACAACACAGAAGGGCAGCACUGCCAGCGCUGCAAGCCGGGCUUCUACCGGGACCUCAGGAAGCCCUUCUCUGCUCCAGAUGCCUGCAAACCCUGCUCCUGCCACCCCCUGGGAUCGGCCGCCCUCCCCCUGGGACCCCGCACCUUCUGUGACCCCAGCACGGGUGACUGUCCCUGCAAGCCUGGGGUGGCAGGGCCCCGCUGUGACCACUGCCUCCCUGGAUACUGGGGCUUCGGGGCCUACGGCUGCCGUCCCUGCGACUGCGCCCGCAGCUGCGACCCCCGCACCGGUGACUGCCUCAGCAGCAGCUCGGAUGUGACCUGGCACCAUGAAACACCUCCUUUCCAGGCUAUGAUCAAUGAGAGCGAGCCCACCUGGGGCUGGGAGGAUGAGCAGGGCUUCUCAGCACUCCGGCACUCUGGUAAAUGCGAAUGUAAAGAGCAAGUUUUAGGGAACCCCAAGGUCUUCUGUGAGAUGAAGUACACCUAUGUGAUCAAGACAAAGAUCUUGUCAGCCCAUGACAAAGGCUCCCAUGCAGAAGUCAAUGUGAAGAUCAAGAAAGUCUUGAAAUCUACAAAGCUAAAGAUCCUUCGGGGCAAGAGGACACUCUACCCUGAAUCCUGGACUAACAGAGGCUGCACUUGUCCCAUCCUCAAUCCUGGCUUGGAGUACCUCGUGGCAGGACAUGAGGACACCCGAACAGGCAGACUCGUUGUCAACAUGAAAAGUUUUGUCCAUCAGUGGAAGUCGGCUCUUGGAAGAAAGGUCCUGGAGAUUUUGAAAAGAGACUGCAACUAGAGGUGCACGAUGGCCUAAGGGCAUUUCUUUAUGCACAAAAUGCAACAGCCUUCACAGAGAGAAGAUCUCUAGGAUGAAAACUGGAAUGUAAGAAAAUAGUGCCAAAACAUGUAGCAAGGUGUUUGGAGUUGUAGGCACUAUCUAAUUUAACUCUUCCUAGCCAAUGUUCAUUCACUUGCCUGUAGCUUCCUUGCCAGGUGUUCUCCUGAGCCUGGCUCAUUGUUAUGUUGAGGGAAACAAAAGGAAGGGCAGACACUUGUCUCACUUCAGUGCAAUGUUGGGGAAACUCCUCUGAAGCCACUGAUCACUCUAGACUAAAUUGCCACCCUAGAGAGGGAAGGCGUGACCAUGAGCUAGAGCUGAGAAGCAAAACACCACUGCCAGUGCCACCAGCAUGGAUCUGGAGUGACUUCCAGAGGUUCCCAGAGGAUGCUGUGAGGAAGGCAAGGGCCGAAGUGGUAGGCAGUCACAAAAAGUGACAACCAUUCUUUUAAACCCCUCCCUCAAGUUAGGGCGCAGCACCUGCCAAGGAGAAUCAAGCACCACGUGCUUUUAACCUGGUCACCCCGCUGAAGGUUUCGGGGGCUGCAUUCUCUGGCAGUGCUGGUGAAGAUGGAGCUCCCGGAGUGAAUCCAAUCCCUCUGCCUUGGCACAAGUGCAGCACGGGGCAGAGUCUGGGUCUCCACCCCCCGCACGGCCCCAGAGAAGGGGCAGCUCCAGAGGGUGCAGCACCUCGGAGCUUUUUUUUGUCCUUGAAGUGUUAAAAAAAUGAACCUAGCCCUAGUGUAAAUAUUUCAUUGUAUAAAGCACUUUACUACCUGCCACUUGACUGUGCAGGAAGUCUAAUUGUGUUGGGGAAAGAAGAGGUUGAAGGUGGCACAUGGAAAAAAAACUCCCUGAAACAGAAGCACUCCUGAAGAUCCCCCCCAGUUGGACGGCGUUAACGCUAUAAAGGGAAAGGCCGGCCUGGCACUGGCCACUCAGAGUAUCUGAGGAUACAAUCUGAAAGCUAAAGUAUUUGCACUGAAGUCUCAGCUUCAGACCAGCACUUGGACCCCGUGGGCAGGACUCCAGCAAGACUUUGCAACAGUGUGAGAAGAGACUUGGAGACAAAAAAUGCAAUUUCCAGAGGAGAAAAACUCUGCCUGUGGAUGCGGAGAACAGAAAGGACUUGCAUUCUUGUAUCACAACCCAGUGAUUCAUGGUGGGCCUGGAGUUUAUUUUAUUUUUAUGUUAGUAUUUAAAACUGACCUUUUUUUUUUUCUUCUGUGUUAUUGUUUGCAAUAUAUAUAUGGCCAUUAUAUUUCCUCAUUAACACCAGUAUGGAAUAUAGCACAGUCUACUGCAGCUUUCAGCACUAAAAUAUAUCUUUUCUGUAAAGCAUCUUUAAACCACAUUGCAUAGAGUGUAUUUUGUUCAUGAGAGUGAAGGGAAAGAAAAGGAAGACAUACAAGACCAGAAAAGUCAUAAGUCUUAUCAGUCUGCUUUACGUAUGUAUUUUUCUUUCGAGGUCCUGUGGACUC